UCCAGUUCCAAGAUUACUAUAGGAGCGGAACAUCAAUUGUUUGAUGCAAUUGACUUGGCUAAGAUUCAUUGCUCCCAUGGCUGCCAAGUCUUGUCAAGUGCUACUGCUCCCAUUGGUGCUGCUUCUCGCUGGCAGCUCGUUGGCAGUGGCAGAUCAGCUGGAAGUCGGCUACUACAGCAAGACAUGCCCGAACGUCGAGGCGCUUGUCCGCGAGGAGAUGGAGAAGAUCAUGUCAGCCGCAUCCAGCCUUGCUGGCCCUCUCCUCAGGCUUCACUUCCAUGACUGCUUCGUGAGGGGUUGUGACGCCUCCGUUCUGCUCAACUCCACCGACGGCAACACGGCAGAGAAGGACGCCACUCCGAACAAGAGUCUGCGAGGCUUCGGUUCCGUGGAGAGGGUGAAGGCCAAGCUCGAGGCCGCCUGCCCCAACACCGUCUCCUGUGCCGAUGUCCUCACGCUCAUGGCCCGCGACGCCGUCGUGCUUGCCAGGGGCCCCUUCUGGCCCGUGGCGCUCGGGAGGCGAGACGGCAGGGUGUCCAGUGCAACUGAGGCGGCCGACCAGCUGCCUCCGGCCUACGGAGACAUACCACUGCUCACCAAAAUUUUUGCAUCGAAAGGCCUCGAUGCAAAGGACCUAGUUGUCCUCUCCGGCGGCCACACCCUCGGCACGGCGCACUGCACGUCUUACGCCGGCCGGCUCUACAACUUCAGUAGCGCCUACAACGCCGACCCAUCUCUCGACAGCGAGUACGCCGACAGGCUCAGGACGCGCUGCAAGAGCGACGACGACAAGGCCAUGCUUUCCGAGAUGGACCCCGGCAGCUACAAGACCUUCGACACGAGCUACUAUCGCCACGUUGCCAAGCGCAGGGGACUGUUCCAGUCCGACGCUGCGCUCCUGACCGAUGCAACCACCAGGGAGUACGUCCAGCGCAUUGCCACCGGCAAGUUCGACGAUGUGUUCUUCAAGGACUUCAGCGAAUCCAUGAUCAAGAUGGGAAGUGUCGGCGUGCUCACCGGUGUUGACGGGGAGAUCAGGAAGAAGUGCUACGUUGCUAAUUAGGCUUUCUCCUUAAUUGCUUUGCGGGUUAACUUGAUUACAUUAUUGAUUCUUGCUAGCAUCCUCAUCACGAGUUUGUACGGUGUGAAUGCCACAAUGAAUAAUCAUUUUGUUAUGUUAGUCAAUAUUAUGACAUUAA
Messenger RNA from Sorghum bicolor (sorghum), 1199 nucleotides. RefSeq names its product peroxidase 1. Bases 44 to 1063 code for a protein of 339 amino acids. The record is from RefSeq and is a predicted model, not a curated record. Gene Ontology annotation, cellular component: plant-type cell wall; plasmodesma. The transcript has 2 exons. Gene Ontology annotation, molecular function: peroxidase activity; heme binding. Gene Ontology annotation, biological process: hydrogen peroxide catabolic process; response to oxidative stress. NCBI's taxonomy places the organism in Eukaryota, Viridiplantae, Streptophyta, Magnoliopsida, Poales, Poaceae.